Melanotaenia boesemani (Boeseman's rainbowfish) is the source of this 1029-nucleotide messenger RNA. RefSeq names its product putative nuclease HARBI1. NCBI's taxonomy places the organism in Eukaryota, Metazoa, Chordata, Actinopteri, Atheriniformes, Melanotaeniidae. The record is from RefSeq and is a predicted model, not a curated record. The transcript has a single exon. Bases 1 to 1029 code for a protein of 342 amino acids.
AUGGAUUACCUUGACUACAUCAAUGAUGCUGGAAGACCACCACCAAGACCAGAAAGAAGAUUGCUCAGAGACAGAAGUAACCUGCUUAAUGAAUUUGAUGAUAUGGAAUUCCGUGACCGUUUCCGUAUGUACAAAGACAAUGCAGCUGAAAUCAUUUGUUUGCUUCAGACAACGGUUUCAUGUGACUCUGUAAGAGGAACUCCUGUACCUCCUUCCCUUCAAAUACUUGUCACCUUGAGGUUUCUGGCAUGUGGAACAUUCCACCGUGAAACAGCAGAUUUGUUUGGUGUGAGUGAAUCAACUGUCUGCAAAAUAGUGCACAAAGUCUGCAAAGCUAUAUGCGGACUGAGAAAGGAUUACAUCAAGUUCCCAGCUGCUGUUGAUCAGACCACAUACAAGCUGCAGUUCUAUGAAUAUGGGAACUUUCCUGGAGUAGUUGGCUGUAUCGAUGGAUGUCAGAUUCCCAUCAAGUGCCCUUCGACAGAAGAUGCUGAGCUGUACAGGAAUCGUAAAAACUGGUUUUCAAUAAAUGUACAGGGUGUCUGUACUCCCACUAUGCAGUUCUCAAACAUUGUUGCACGUUGGAGCGGUUCAACACACGACUCAAGGAUUUUCCAAAACUCCUCCUUGUGUGCUCAGUUUGAAGCUGGACAGCACAGUGGAAUCCUACUUGGUGAUAGUGGUUAUGCACAGACGCAUUACUUGUUUACUCCUUAUCUACAUCCAACUAGUCCUGAGCAGCAACGCUACAAUCGAGCCCAUAUCCACACCAGAGGACUAGUAGAGCGCAUGUUUGGCAUUUGGAAGAAUCGUUUCCAGUGUCUCAGGUAUACGUUACGUUUUCAACCAAGAAGAUGCUGUACUGUUAUCGUGGCAACGGCGGUGCUUCAUAAUUACCUCAGACAGCAUGGCUGCGUAGACCCACCGACUGAGUAUUACAGAGACCCUCAUGUUCCCAUGGCAGAGGUAGUCAAUGACAACACUGGACAUGCUUAUAGAAAUAGCUUUGCUGUGCAGCACUUUUCAUAG